Molecule: messenger RNA, 1684 nt
Organism: Amphimedon queenslandica
Lineage: Eukaryota; Metazoa; Porifera; Demospongiae; Haplosclerida; Niphatidae
Product: trichohyalin-like
Exons: 7
Coding region: 116-1558 (480 amino acids)
Source: RefSeq, a predicted model, not a curated record
UUACUGGCUUGUGGAAUGGAUAGAGUGAGCGAAAAUGACCUGUUGCGGUCUCUUUGAGGACAAACUCGACAAAGAAAACGGCAGAAAAAAGGAGUAGUAGGAGACGUUUUCUUCAAUGAUCCCUAGACUUUGUCACAGUAAAUUUAAACCAGAGAAUUAUAGGCUCCCCUCAGUCCCACAGCAUGGCAAAAACAAACUAGUAACCACUAAACUUUGUGAGCAGUUAUAUAGAUCACCAUGUAGAUAUGAUUUUGAUGCUACAACGCCUAGAGAGUACAUGAAGCCAGCACUAAUGGAAUACAACAGUCUUUACGAUCCUCAUCUGAAAUCUUAUUUCUAUCGUCCAGACAUUGCUGAGAAACUAGUGCAAAACGGUUUUGUGACCGAAGAACUUGAUGUACUAAUGCCGUUAAGGACUUACAAUAUAUUUAGAAAAUUCAUGGAGAAUGAGUUUCUACGAACUCAUAGACAAAAGGCAGAGGAACAGGAACCUAGAUGUAGCAAGAUUAAGUUAGCUAGGAAAGCAGCGAUACUGUCAAGCAGAACCGUCAAUCAUGAGAGAGAAGAAAAGAGGAGGAGGUUUUUGUUAGAGCAAGAACAAGCAAUUCAAUUGAGGAAGAUGAAAUUGGAGGAGGAGAGGAACAAGGAGAUACAGAAGAAAGAAGAAGAAGCAAAAUUGAGGAAAAUAGCUCAGGAGAAGUUAGAGGCUGAGCGAGAUGCUGAAAGGGAGAGACUACAAAUAUUAAAAUUUGAGAGAACAAAACAGGAAUACUUGAGGCGAAAGAAACUUUAUGCAAAGGAGAAGGCAAUGCAGGACCAGCGCCUCACACAACUUAAGGAAAGCAGACAAAAGCAAAGAGAAGAUCAAUUUACUAAACGUGAGAAUCUGUUGAAACAGCACAAGGAACAUCAUCAAUUGCUGUCAGAGAAAGAGGAAGAACAAAAAGCAAAAAUACAGCAACUAAAGUUGGAGAGACUAAAGCACAGAGAAGAGCUUUAUCUGACAUUACAACACAGAGAAGAAGAAAAGAAGAAAAAACUGAUGGAAUUUCAUCGAAGGAAAAGUGUCGAAUUAAAAGAAGAAGCGGAUCAGUUUGAGCGACACUGGAAAGAAAUACACGAUCAUGAGAUUGAGGAAUGUCAUCGUAAAAUACAGCGAAAGAAAGAGUUUUGGCUACAAAGAAUGAACCCAGCACUGCAGCAGCAGCAUCAGAAGAAAGAUGGAAUCAUCUCUGAUAAGAAAAGAGAUGGAUCAAUGAUCAAUUGCUUUCAAGGAACUCUUUACUAUCAGAAUCACAAAGACUCUUUACUGAUAGACUCUGUAAAAGGGAAAAAGAGCUCACAUGAUGACAGGGAGAGAAGUGAAUGCUCUGAAGGAAAAGUAUCAGCAGUUUCCGGAGACAGCUCAUAUAGUGAAGGAAUGAAGGAUGGCGAGAGGAUUAAUGAAGAUACUAGCAGUUCAGCUCAUGGAAGUAGAAAAAAGAAAGUUACUUUCGGUGAAGCAGAGUGUAUUAAUGAUGAAGAUGAACCAACAAACAAUGAUGAUAACAAUAAUUAAGUAUGCAAGUCUGAUGAUUGUUUAGCUUUAGAUUUUAGAUCCAAUAGUAUACUGAUGAGUUUAGUUGAUGAUGUAUCAAGAAUGAUACUAUACUGUGAAUAAAAUAAAGUUAUUUUAGUAAUGAAA